This is a messenger RNA of Caenorhabditis briggsae, 2286 nucleotides long. The record is from RefSeq and is a predicted model, not a curated record. Gene Ontology annotation, cellular component: membrane raft. Bases 1 to 2286 code for a protein of 761 amino acids. The transcript is spliced from 5 exons. Gene Ontology annotation, biological process: innate immune response. NCBI's taxonomy places the organism in Eukaryota, Metazoa, Nematoda, Chromadorea, Rhabditida, Rhabditidae.
AUGUCCGACCCAAACGUAACACCCCUGCUCCGUUAUUUUUUCCCGGCGGAAAUCCUGAAAUCGCUUCAACUAACCUCAAAUAAUGAAUGCACCAUUCCUGACAUCAGAGCCAAGCUCUAUAUAAAUUCAAAUGGGAGCAUCGACGACCUUUUAAAAUUCAAAUCGUUUCCGGGAAGUGUCAACAAGUUCCAUAGGAAUAUGGCGGAUCCUUACAUGUGUACGGUAUGUUUUUUCUUUCAGAUGGAUACCUAUAUGUACUAUGGGAUGAAUGAUGCGGACAAGCCAUUUUUCUACAAACACGACUUGCUGGUUUAUUUCGAGCAGUUUGUUUUCCGAAGAAUCCGUCUACUUCCAUUCAUCAUUCCUGCGAUUUCCUUUUAUUUCAAAUGCAAAGAAGAUGAGCUAGGAAGCGGACGUUUCGAGUUGGCCCCACUGAACACAGAUGCGAUUGAGAAAAUUGAAGAACAAAUUGAGAGGUCUAUAGAAAAACUUCAUAAACACGACAAGGCGAUAAUCAGGGAGCCGUUCCCUGAAUUCAGUUAUCAACAAUUUUGUGCCAGAAUCACAAAAAUUAAUUUUAUUGACAGCAGUGACCUGGGGCCUCUUCCAAAAAUAUUAAGUGAAAAUCAAGCCGAACUGUCAUCUGAUGCAAAUAAGAAACUCUAUCCUAAUAUCAUCAUUUGGAUUCAUACAAUUGUCACGGUUUUCAAUUCAAUCACCGAAUCGCAUCCCGAAUUGUUCCGGCCAAGCUCGGUUUCAAGGAAACCCGAUGAUCCGGUUAUUAUUCGAUGUUUUGAGGAUGAUCAUAAACUUUACAUGAUGGAUUUCGAAUUUGUUCUAGCUAAGACACCUCUGGUAGUGAGCCAUCAACUGAAACCUAUUGAGGAUAUGAAGGAUGCGAUCAAGCGGAGUGGAGUGUACGAGACGGUUUUCGCCAAUCAGCUUAAAGCCAGACUAACGAAGAAUAGAGAGUACGUCAGACACCCGAUCCUCCGAACCAACAGACGAGCCGUCCCGAUUCCAACAUUUGACGGAAGACAUUGUAUCCUAGCUUCGGAUCUUCUUUUUGAAAUCCUUCGUGAUAUGUGCUCAGUUCAGAAUGUCUUUCAAAAGAUCAACACGAAAAAUUGGUCCAUUAUCAACAACUUGUUCAAAGAUCUUGCUGGAACAUUUAAUGGAAAACUUGGACCGUUCUUCAUCGAUACGGAAAAAUCUGAAGCUGUCAGAAAGAAGUGUGUGACUCAUAUCGAACAGCAUUUGGGACCCCAGUUGAAAGAAGUGAAAUUCAUAAAGGAGUUUAACGGAUUUGUGCUGAAAGAUGUGAAGAGUACCAUCAAGUUUCUAGGGCUUACAACUGCGUUUCCGAAAAUUGCGGAUUUCGCUGAACACGCUUUCAAAACAGUCAAACAACGAAAAGGCGAGAAGAAAUUGGAUACUCGAGACAUGUUCACAGCAUUGGAGAUUUGUCAGCUGAAUUGUAUUCUUCCAAAACUUCCAAACCUCCAAAAAUUCGUUCACAAUCAAGGCGCAUGUCUACGUAAUCACCUCCACUGUGCCAAAUGUUUGCAGGCUCAUCCGGAACCUUUAACUGAGCCUACAUUGUUUAAAUGGGUCACUGCUGAAACUCCUGGAGCGACAGUUGUAGCUAGAAAAUGUGAUGCUCCAGACCCAGAAGGGUUUUCCGAGUCCUCUGAAUCAGAGCUUCCAGCAGAACUUCUAGCAGAACUUAAAGCAAAAUAUCCAGAACAUUUUCCAGCAGCAAAUGUGGAACAGGUGGAGAAUGAGGAGAAGGAAUUACAGGAAGAAUCCAAUGAAACAAGUCCAGAAUCCAGAAAAGAAGAGCCGGAGAAAGAAGAAUCAUUAGAAGAAUCAUCAGAAGAACCCUCGGAGAAGCCUGUUGAAAGUAUUCUCAACAAGCAUUCUGCAUCCUGUCCGAAUUCAUCAUCUCAAGCUUCCACAGAAGAAGACAAAGAAAAUAUCCCAGCAUCGAAUCCUCAGGAAGAAGGGUCCAGCGACUGUGAACAAUGUGAAAACCUUAGAAAGUUUAGAGAUGCGAUGAAAGAACUAAUAGGAAAUUGUAUGUCUGGGACGACGGAAAUUUUGAAGGAAACGAGAAAAGAUCAUAAGGAACUAGAGAACAGUCUGAAAAGUUAUGGACCGAUUCGGCUGUCGGACGACAAUCGGGAACUUUUUGACAAGCAAUUCGAGAGAAUCAUGAAAAGGUCUGAUUGGGAUAUAACGAAUUGCGGAGAUGACAUCCGACCAUGGCCAUGGUUCCGAAAAUGA